GAAAGAAAGCAGGAAGGGAAUUACCUCCUGCUCCCUCCAAACACCCACGGCCACACCAGAGCAGAGCGCGGCUCCCCCGCCCGCCCUCACCCCAUCCCUAUCCUAUCCCUAUCCCUAUCCUAAUCCUAAUCCCAAUCCAUGGCCUCUUCCGCCGUUUUCCUCUUCCCAAUCCCGCCCCCGCCCACUCCCUCCAAUUCGCCGCCAUCUCUCUUAUGUUCUGUGCCACCUCUCGUCACUAUCUUCAACAAGACCCACACCACCAGAACCGCCAGCUGCAGACCUCUCUUAGUCUCCGCCUCCGCCUCCGCCUCAUCUCAUUCGCUUCAGGCUCUGAUAUUUGACUGCGACGGUGUUAUAUUGGAGUCCGAGCAUCUCCACCGCCAAGCUUAUAAUGAUGCUUUUCAACAUUUCAGUGUUCGCUGCCCCUCCUCGUCUUCCCCACUUCCACUCAACUGGAGUCCCGAAUUUUACGACGAGCUGCAGAAUUUCAUUGGCGGCGGAAAGCCCAAAAUGCGAUGGUAUUUUAAGGAGAAUGGGUGGCCUACUUCCACUGUUUUUAAUACGCCUCCGGAGAAAGAUGAAGACAGAGCCAAAUUGAUUGACAUUCUUCAGGACUGGAAGACGGAGAGAUACAAAAAAAUUCUCAAAUCUGGAACUGUUGAACCUAGACCUGGAGUUCUUAGAUUGAUGGAUGAGGCAAAAGAUUCGGGAAAACUGCUAGCAGUUUGCUCCGCUGCAACCAAAAGUUCCGUUAUCCUGUGCUUGGAAAACCUCAUUGGAAUGGAGCGUUUCCAAAAUCUUGAUUGCUUCCUAGCAGGAGAUGAUGUUAAGGAGAAGAAGCCAGAUCCCAUGAUAUACUUGACUGCUGCCACGAAAUUGGGGGUAUCAGGAAAAGAUUGUUUGGUUAUAGAAGAUAGCGUGAUUGGACUGCAGGUCUGUCUGUCCUAUGAAGCUGCAACUGGAGCUGGGAUGCCCUGUGUGAUAUCGUAUACAGCAUCCACUGCCAACCAGGAUUUUACAGACGCAGUCGCAAUCUAUCCAGACUUGAGCAAUGUCCGAUUGGCAGACCUGGAAGCACUGCUGAAAAGUUUGGAAGCAGCAAAAUAAUUGUACAUUGUCGAAAGCCUGUAGAGAUGGUUGCGUUUUCAUUAACCAACUCUUCUCACAUGUGAUGUGCUGUAUUUAGAUCGCCAUUGCUGGUAAAUUGAACAACGGUAGAUACGAUUCUUUCUCAAGAUGUGUGUAUGUACUGUUGUUGAUAUUGUUGAUUAUUUGUAUUUAAGAGGCUAUAACAAUAUCAUCAUCAUCAUCA
Messenger RNA from Andrographis paniculata, 1312 nucleotides. Its product is annotated as haloacid dehalogenase-like hydrolase domain-containing protein At4g39970. The coding region runs from base 139 to 1107 and encodes 322 amino acids. Gene Ontology annotation, molecular function: hydrolase activity. The record is from RefSeq and is a predicted model, not a curated record. Lineage: Eukaryota; Viridiplantae; Streptophyta; Magnoliopsida; Lamiales; Acanthaceae. The transcript is spliced from 11 exons.